AUGACGAUGACUCGACGCCGGGGUUGAUCGACGUCCCUCGGAGAGCGAUCGUCGCGACAAAUCGAUCGCAGGCCUGCGGAGAAUCGCGUCCGAGUCUACUUCCGGUGCGUCGUAUCUCGUCAUGAGAGCGGAAGCCGAUGGACGAGCGGCGACGAGCGUCGCGCGGGACUUACGCCUAGUGAGCCGGAAGGGCGCGAGAUGAAAGCGCGCGCGUCGCGAGAUGUCGUCGGGGCUGACCGGAUGAAGAGGACGGACGGGACGGGGAUGGCCGGGGAAACUCCCGUGGCGACGACGAUCGGCGACAGGGCGAGCCGCUCGCCGGCGCUGCUGGCCGUGGUCGCCUGGUGUUCCUGCUGGCUCCUGCUGAUCGGCGAGUGCGCCGGCCAGAAACCGAUCAAUCUUGGCGGUAGCAAGAAGCGCGACGUCUACAUCGCCGGCUUCUUCCCGUAUGGCAACCAUGUACCGGAAGGUCACAUCGGGCGCGGCGUCAUGCCCGCGGUGAAGCUGGCCGUGGAGCACAUCAACGAACAUCCGACGAUACUCAGGGACUAUCGGCUGCACAUGUGGUGGAACGACACGGAGUGUAGCGCCGCAGUCGGGAUGAAAGCCUUCUUCGACAUGAUGCACAACGGGCCGCACAAGGUGAUACUCUUCGGCGGUGCUUGUACACAAGUCACGGACCCGAUAGCGAAAGCUUCGAAACACUGGCGCCUUACGCAGCUCAGCUACGCAGACACCCAUCCCAUGUUCACGACCAACAGCUUCCCGAAUUUCUUCAGGGUCGUGCCGUCCGAAAACGCCCUGAAUGCACCGCGAGUGGCGUUGCUGUUGCACUUCAAUUGGACGAGGGUCGGCACGAUUUAUCAGAACGAGCCCAGAUACGCAUUGGUGCACAAUCGGCUGGUGGCCGACCUGGACGAAACCAAGAUGGACAUCGUGGAGACGCUGAGUUUCGCUUCGGAGGUGAGGACGGCGCUCGGGAAGCUCAAAGAGAAGGACGUGAGGAUCCUGCUGGGUAACUUCAACGAAGCGUGGGCCAGGCAAAUAUUCUGCGAGGCCUACAAAUUCGGUCUCUACGGCAGAAAGUAUCAGUGGAUCAUCAUCGGGACUUAUACCAGGGAGUGGUGGCUGCGUCCCGAUGGCGGAUGCAAUCCCGCCGAGUUGUCCGAGGCGCUUCACGGUGUCAUCCUGACGGAUCUAUUGCCGCUGACGACCGAGGAACAGCAUACCACGUCUGGAAUCACUCCGGACCAGUACCAGAACGAGUACAACUCGAGGCGGGGUAGCGAGUACUCCAGGUUUCACGGAUACACGUACGACGGUAUUUGGACAGUCGCCCUGGCUGUAAAGCAUGUCGCGCGCAGAAUACGGCACUUUCAUCGUAACCAGACUAUAUCCGACUUUCGGUAUAGGGACGUAUUAUGGGAGAAGCUCUUCCUCGAUGCCCUCAGGAAUACAAGCUUCGACGGUGUUACGGGGCCGGUUCGCUUCUACGAUAACGAAAGGAAAGCGUACAUUCUUCUAAAACAAUUUCAAAACGGCCACGAAGUAAACGUAGGCGAGUACGAUAGCAUAACCGGUGUUCUGGAUCUGACGAGAGGGCAGCCGCUGUGGAACGGAAGGCCGCCACCAAAAGACCGGACCGUUCACAUCAUCGAGCACUCGACCGUGGACAUCACGUUAUACGCGGUGCUAGCCUCGGCCGCUAGUGUCGGUAUCGUCUUGGCAUCCAUUUUUCUCGCCAUCAAUAUCAGAUACCGAAAUCAAAGAUACAUCAAAAUGUCAUCGCCCCACCUCAACAAUCUCAUCAUCAUCGGUUGUAUGCUGACCUACAGUAGCGUUAUCUUCCUCGGACUAGACUCGCAAUUAUCGAGCGUGGCGGCUUUCCCAUACAUUUGUACGGCCAGAGCGUGGUUGCUGAUGGCCGGUUUCUCGUUGGCCUUUGGCUCCAUGUUCUCGAAAACGUGGCGCGUCCAUUCCAUAUUCACCGACGUCAAGCUCAAUAAGAAGGUGAUAAAAGAUUACCAGUUGUUUAUGGUGGUCGGGAUACUGUUGGCCGUCGAUCUCACAAUCAUGACGACGUGGCAGAUAGCCGAUCCGUUCUAUCGGGCGAUCAAGCAGAUGCAGCCUUACCAUGAUCCCUCCAGCGAGGAUAUAAUAAUCAUCCCGGAGAACGAGUAUUGUCAGAGCAAUCAAAUGAAUAUUUAUCUGUGUUGCAUAUAUGCAUAUAAAGGCCUUUUAAUGAUAUUCGGUGCCUUUCUGGCAUGGGAAACGCGACACGUUAGUAUACCGGCAUUAAAUGACAGUAAAUACGUGGGAAUGAGCGUGUAUAACGUUGUUAUAAUGUGCGUCACUGGCGCGGCUAUAAGCUUCGUGCUGACUGACAAGCAGGACGCCAUGUUCAUAAUGUUGGCGGUGUUCAUUAUAUUUUGUAGUACAGCCACUCUUUGUCUGGUUUUUAUUCCUAAGGUAAUAGAGUUACGCAGAAAUCCGCAAGGGGCAAUAAAUAAGCGGACCAGGGCGACUCUAAGGCCGAUGUUAAAAAUACGGAGGGACUCGACAGUCAGCGAGAUCGACGAGCGUUUGAAGGAAGCGAAGCUGGCGAAUAAAAAAUUCCGGAAGCAACUGUUGCAAAAGGAUUCUGAGCUUCAGGGAUUUUUAAGAAGAAUGGGCGAGGAAACUGCAAGCGAAACGCAAGAGGUGGUCGACACGUUGCCUGUUCCAAAGCCAGAAGAGGCCGUUAAAAGGGAAGGACCAUCAAUAACCACCGAAACGACUGAUGUUUCAAUGUCCAUAUGCAGCUUGAACUCAUCAACUGUUUCGCAGCCGGAGGGCGAUUACGUCAACGUGGAUCAAGUAACAAAGAAAAGGACGUCCAUCACGAAAGCCACGUCAAUCACCAUCGACAACGAACGAGUGGCUGUGACGGCCCAGAUCGAGGAGAGCUCUUCUCCGGGCGUCGAGACAGCCGCGGACGGGUUCCCGCCGCCGCCCCUGCCGUCGACGACGAUGACAAUAGCGAUGACAACGACGACGAUGACGACGACGACGACGGCGACGGUGCCGACGACGACGCACUCGAGACACACGUGCGUCGCGGACGCGCCGCAACGCAGGAGCGUCUCCGACGAGGCCGGCAAGACGAGCGAGCCGACGUCGCUGAUGCGCAACAGGAGCCAGGAACCGUUGCCGAACGACGCCGCGACGACGACGACGACGCGCUACGACUUCGUGCCGCCGGUCGUCGAGGAGAGCGACUCCGUGAUCCUCGAGGAGACGGAGAUCGCGAGGCACGUGUGUCGCGUGAGGAGACGGAGCAAGGACGAGCGCAGGGCGAAGCUGUCGACGCCGCCGCCCACCAAGAACGUGUCCUUCGGCGAGCUUCACGAGCAGAGCUACAUCGAGCAGGUCAUCAUGCCAUUCCCGUUGACGCAGUACGUGCCGAAUCAUCGGCAUGCCGAAAAGUACGAGGAGUCGAUGUCCAGCAUCAUCCAGCGCUCCAUGUCGGAGCGCUCGCGGGAGAAGUGCCUGCGGCUGCACAUCAGCGGCGGCCACCCCAUCGUCGAGUGCUCGCACCGGGUCGCGCGCCGGAUGUGCCGGCACGCGGGCUCGAAGCUGCGCCACCAGGCGCGACUGGAGUACGUGCAGAGCACCCCAAACGUGGCGACGAUGCACAACGGCAAGCACGUCGCGGCCAACUCGCGCGGCGGAACCGCCGACGUCAACGGUGAUUCCGCGGUGAACGUCUCCAAGAUGUACAGCGCCGUAUCGGACGGCGAGCUGCUGGAUCUGACGAUCCUGCCAAUCUUUCAAAAGCUCCUCACCGAGCGGCACAAGAGCACUGCCAGGCGGGGCUAUCGCUCGAAUAUAGCUAGUUGCCCGAAUAUAUCCAUCAAGUGCGACAUCGUCGAGUAUCUCUAACACGUGUCCAUCCGGCGACCCGAUCAGCGGCAUCACCGACACUCGCUCACGUUUCCUCACGUCACACUGGACUCACUAUCGGUAGGGUGUGUUAGAUCGGUUGUCUAAGUUGAUUAAAAACGAGUUAAUUGAUCUCGCGCGAGCGACGAUCUAUGACAAAUCAUUGUUAAGUUGAAGAUACUUGGUAUAUCGAGUGGCGUUUAUGCCGUUCCGUUAACUCAUUUAUAAGAAUGAUGACGUGGGCACCGUCUGUCCACGUGGAUUAAUCAAUUCGCUCCGUCUCUCGCGUUCUCACUCGGCAUUUAAUAUUACGAUAAAGCGAAUGAAAAUUAAUGAAAAAAAUUAAAGAAAAAGAGAAACGCGUGAAUAAUGCAACGCUCUAGUAAAAUAAUAAUAAUAAUAAUUGUCUCGAAUGUCUCGUACAAUUCUCAUCAAGGGGUGCAAGAGAGACGACGGUCGACGAUUAAAGGUAAGACUUUUUCUAUAAUACACACGGGAUAUUUUCUAACGCGCGACGAUGAUUAUUUAAGCGUAAGACUAUAUAAUGGAUAAAAAAAAAACGAAGAAAAUAAUAGUGAAAAAUCGGUGAAAAUCCUCUCACGAGGCACACACAAACACACACAUACGCACACACAUACACCCUUGGAAGUCUCACCGAAAUUUCAGUCUCACUCGCGUUGCUUGGUUUUCUUUUUUAAACGAAAUAAGCGUAAACGGAUUCGCGCGCGAUACUAUCGAGCACACACACACACACACUUAGUUAAACGUCAGUCAAUAGGUCUCUUGUAUCUCAUUAGUGACACACGCGACGUGUUAUACGCGACGUGUAACAAACACUGCGGGGAAGCGCAAACGAGGGAAAAAAAAAGAAAACUUCAUGUAUAAUAUCCGUGGUAUAAUGCAUACACGCAUGGUUUUUGGAAGCGAAGUCGGGAUGAAAGGUAGGACAUUGGGGGUCGUCUAUGCAAUCGAUAUAACGUAUUGCUUUCGGGGGAGAAAAGUGGGGGAAGAGGCGAGAGGGAGGAAGGGAGGAGGAGGGAAGAGGGAGGGAAGAGUAAACCCUAGCAGCGAACAAAUAUUGUUUAAAUAUUUCUUAGUACGACCGAAGAAUAUUUUUGUGACGCGACUUUAAAACAUUGAACUAGUUCUAGUUGAUGCGAUAUCAAUUAAUGAAUAAUAUACCUUCGAGAUAUUUACAAGACGAAUUACAAAAAAAAAAAGAAAAAGAAAAAGAAUAUUCGUUAGUCGCGGGGAUGGGAAGGAAGAUGACUCGACACCGUUACAAUGAUUUUCGUCUUCAGGAUUUCAUCUCGUUCAUCGAUCGCGACGAGGACGAGAACACGGCUCCCGAGGAAAAUAAAAGGAGGUCGCGUCUAAAGCGUCGCCGUCGGCUAACAAAUGUUCCUCUUCUUCUCCAAUAGACAUACAUAUAUCUAUAUAAGAAUUGUUAAGGAAAAAAUAUCGAGAGUAUGUUAAUUAGACGCGUUCUCUCCUUCGGACGCUCCAUUUUCACGAAAAAAAAUCUCGCCAAAAUCUCAGGCCGAGGGAAGGCGGCGGAGAAAAGCGCGACACUUUACAAAUACUACUAAAGUAAGUUUCCCCUCGCGUACAUUUCUAAAAUGAAUAACUAUGUGUUUGUAAAAAAAUAUAUGUUACAAAGUAAUAUAUUCAUUGAAUAUUUCCUAUA
Molecule: messenger RNA, 5608 nt
Organism: Camponotus floridanus (Florida carpenter ant)
Lineage: Eukaryota; Metazoa; Arthropoda; Insecta; Hymenoptera; Formicidae
Gene: GABA-B-R2
Product: gamma-aminobutyric acid type B receptor subunit 2
Exons: 17
Coding region: 199-3921 (1240 amino acids)
Biological process (GO): G protein-coupled receptor signaling pathway; gamma-aminobutyric acid signaling pathway
Cellular component (GO): membrane; G protein-coupled receptor heterodimeric complex
Molecular function (GO): G protein-coupled GABA receptor activity
Source: RefSeq, a predicted model, not a curated record